Messenger RNA from Xenopus tropicalis (tropical clawed frog), 1877 nucleotides. Its product is annotated as phospholipase A2 inhibitor subunit gamma B. The record is from RefSeq and is a predicted model, not a curated record. Bases 812 to 1387 code for a protein of 191 amino acids. Gene Ontology annotation, cellular component: extracellular region. The transcript has 5 exons. NCBI's taxonomy places the organism in Eukaryota, Metazoa, Chordata, Amphibia, Anura, Pipidae.
UUAUGAUUGCUGCCUGCCCAGAGCCUUUGGGCUGUAUACUGAUAAUUGAUUCCUGCCCAGAAGGGAAUACAAAUGAUUUCUGCCUACCUUGACCCUUUGAGUUGAUACAAUUGAUUAAUUCCUGCCCUUUGGGUGGAUACAGAUGAUUGCUGCCUGCCCUUAGUCUUUGGAUACAGAUGAUUGCCGAGUUCCUUUACCUUUUGGGGGGAUACAGAUAAUCACUGGCUGCCCUGACCCUUUGGAUACAGAUGAUUGCUGCCUGCCUUGACCCUUUGGAUACAGAUAAUUGCUGCCUACCCAUACCCUUUGGAUACAGAUGAUUGCUGAGUGACCUGACCUUUUGGGGGGGAUUCAAAUAAUUGCUGCCUGCCCUGACCCGUUGGAUACAGAUGAUUGCUGCCUGCCCUGACCCUUUGGGGGAGAUAUAGAUGAUUACUGUCCUCUUUUAUCAGUAUCCAUUACAUUAAUCAAGGUAGAUACAUCACCCCAUUUGUUACAUUUCAAGAUUAGGUCAGAGUACUAGUACAAAUAAAGUAAAUACAUGCCCACAGUGAACAGAUAGAAUAUACCGCAUUAGCCAGGUAAUAAAGUAUGUAAAACAUGGUAGUUACUAAUUAAUGGCACCAGAAGGCGUGAGAUAUUGAUUUACUAUUCAAAUGUAGGUGAGGUUAAGGCCAAACCCAAGUAUAACUGACAUAUUGUGGCCCCUCCCUCCCCCCGUUACCAAUAAAUAGGAUCGAGUCCCUCGGUAGGAUAGAACAUUCCGUCAGUCUCUGUGGCUCCUGUGCAACCUGCUCACAACCUGCUCACAAUGAGAUCUGCUGUGGGAUUCCUGUGCCUGCUCUCAGCUCUGGUAUCUACAGGUUAUUCUCUCUCCUGCAUAGAAUGUUCUGCGUACGACGCGACGUCUUGCUCAGGUCCCAGUGUCCCAUGCGCGUCUGGGGUCUGUGCUUCUUCUUUCAUCCAGGAAGCCAGUCCAGGCGGGAGCAUUAUGCAGAUUAAGAGAUCCUGUGCCGCCAAGACACAGUGCGGUGAGACGGGCAGCGCUACCUACGGUUUUGUCAGAAGACACAUGAUUAACAGCUGCUGUGACAGUGACGACUGCUCCCCAGAGGUGCCCAAAUUCGUCAGAGACUACAAGCCCAACGGGUUCCGCUGCACAAGCUGCUUCCCUCCAACCUCCGAGGAGUGUGACCCCGCCCAUCAGGUCCCGUGUAGCGGCGGCGAAGACAAGUGCUUCAUACACUUUUUUAAACAUUACGGAACUGUUAACGACUUUGAGUUCAGGAUUGGCGGUUGCGCCACCGACUCUAUGUGCCAGCCGGACAAGUUCAGCGAGUACAGCUACGAGGAGGUCUCUACCACCUGUACCCAGGCAGCCCAGUGACCCCUGCAGCCGCUCAUGGACUCAGCCCCUCCCUACAGGGCAUUUUAACUCCCUCCCAGGUUAAUUAUUUCUUUUGCUGACGCUCUAAUUACAGGACACAAGGAUAGGCACCAACAUAUCGUUCCUAAUUGUAAUACAGUUAUAGCGCCAUCCGGUGGCUAACUCCUGAUUGGAUGCUAUGAAGUACUAUACAGCAGGGGGAGGAGACAACUAGAUGAUCCCGCAGGGGCCUAAUUCCUGCAGGUUGGAUAAGAUUCCUGCAUUAGUCACAUGGAGAGAAAUUAGCCAAUAGGAAACAAACCUAGAAAAAUAAUGGUCUGCCAUGUUAAAUACAGUUAUUCCUAGUCACUGUGUAUCAAAUAGGAUUGGAAAUGUCUAACUGUGCCUUUCCCCGUGUCCUUUAUUUCUUUUUUUGUACCCUAAUGUGGAAAAUGGUCUGUUCUUUUAAAACAAUGAUAAAGUCAAAUAAAGUCAAUGUCUUUAAGCGCAA